ACCAACUACAAUCAGCUGACUGGAUCAAUUGUUUGUGUUUAUUCAAUCGCAGUAUUAGAAAAUUGUGUUUUCGUUUCAACAGCCAGUUGUUAGCUGGAGCAGAUAAAGGACGAGUGACAGCGGCAGUCAUUAGCUGGUGAGACUCAGACAACAAAGAAAGACUUGUUCGGGGUUCGAGUUGAAGACAAGACAACAACACUGCGGUCGUUUCGGAACACUGACUUUGUUGUUAACCUAAAUUUUUGUUUAAAAGAGAAGGUUUUAUUAUGCGUUAAUUUUAUAUACAUUGACAUUCCUUAAAAUGUUUACAACUUUUCUUUUUUAUAACUAAGUACGUAUUGUGAAAUAAAGCUUAUUGAAGAUGGAAGCCGGAGAAAGUGGCGUAGGAGAAAAGCGGAAGCGGACAGAAAGUAACGGAGGCAGCAGUGACUCUGACCUGUCCGAUGGGUGGAACUUUGUUGAUCAGCUGGAUAUCAACAACCCAGAUGUCCCGAGUAGUGACGGGGAGAGUGUGGAAGUAAUUGAGGCUGAGGAUGAAAUUCCGGAACAUGGCAUAGAACCAGAUGGAGAACCAGAUGCUCCAGAGGCUGCAAGUCAACUGGUAUCCAAACCUGAGACUCCAGUGGUGCAAGUCAGCCAGGAGGAGGUGGGGGCAGCCGGUACCAGUGGGACUGAGCCCUCAGUCCCCACCAGAGUUGUAGAGGCCGGACGGGAAGAGAUGUUCGACUCCUUCUUUCCGUUGGUUCCUAUUCUUUGCCACUUCUGCAGUACUUGUCUCCAAUCUGGCAUACAUGGCCACCGAUAGUAAGUAACCUUGUUUACGUUCUCUUCCCGAUUCCAUACACAAUACAAACUUCCAUGCUGUAUUUUUUUACAAUAGAAAUUGUUUUCUCUUACAAUCUAACUAAUUUAAAUAGAAAAAUGAUGUCCCUGGAAGCAUGUGUGGGUUAUUCUUAUAAAAUUUACUUCUACAGGCUCCCUGUUAGGGUUGGUUAGUUGACAACAUGAAAGCCAGAUCUUAUUCUUUAAGGCUUUUGCUCCCAAGUGGCACAACGGUCU
Molecule: messenger RNA, 1059 nt
Organism: Homalodisca vitripennis (glassy-winged sharpshooter)
Lineage: Eukaryota; Metazoa; Arthropoda; Insecta; Hemiptera; Cicadellidae
Exons: 3
Coding region: 362-805 (147 amino acids)
Source: RefSeq, a predicted model, not a curated record